CUGCUGUGUGUUUCUACUUACGAAUUUUUUACUAUCUCUCUCUCGGCAGAUUUGCUUUUCGUUUUAUUAAAUUAGAAUUUUUAAAUAGUAAACAAAUAACGUACAAUACAAAUUUAAUAGUUAGCAUUUCACUUUUACACGGAGUGAAUUGCAUUUCUAUACAGUAAAUAGCUGAAAUAUAUCACUUGUUUGUGUACCAAUUAACACAUUGUGUUGUUUUUUAAUACUGCUUGUCAUGUCGAAUUAUUACGGGGGAGAGACCAGAGGUAUGGGUGGUGGGUACGGAAUGGGCCGUGGAGUUGGGCGUGGUUACGGACCUCAAAGUGGAGGGGGUCAAGGUUAUCCAAUGAGAGGAGGUCGAGGGGGUGGCGGCGAAGGAAUGUAUCCUCAACAGCAUGGUCCACCGGCAAUGGGAAUGAGAGGAGGGCCGAGUUAUGACAAUCGAGGUGGAGGAGGAUAUAGUGAGCAGUCAUGGGAGGAUCCUGUUGUAUUACCUAAUUCUAGAAUGGUCCCCCCUCCAGCUGGUCGGAUGUCCGAUGAAAUGAUGCCUCCCUCCCAUCAUCAACAGAGACCCACCCACGCACAACCAGUCCAAGAAGGUGGUCCCCCCGGUGUGAAAUAUGCAAAUGAUUGCGAAAUCAUUGUAACAGCAAAAGCUCAACAACAAUACGCAGAAAUGAUUGAGAAAGCCAUUAAGGAGUUUCACUUGAAAGUAGAUAUCAUGUUUCCAAAGCCAGAUGUAAAAUUGGCAGCGUUUAUAGAAAAUAUCGCAUCUACGGGAACAAUUUUUGCUGUUGUAAUCCGACCUGAUAAUGAAACACACAGAAGUGUGAGUGUCCAUGUCCUUCGUGGAUGUGUGAAAGCAGAAGAACAUCGGAAUAUGCCUUUAUCUGCUGCGUACACGUUAAUCAGGGAACGAUAUUUGAAGAUCAAACGGAAAGAAGUUGGAAGCAUUCCUGAAAAUAUGCGACUCGUCCUGAGGAGUUUAAUUGACGAGAAGGCAUUAACUGAUAAAGAAUAUUCUCUGCUCAUCACUUUCCUUCAAGAUCAUAGGAGAAAACUUAAAGCAUUCGAGAACAGAACGAAUAAUAUAAUCACAGAGGGCAAACAAGAUGAUGAUCUUUUGAAUAAUCCUGACGCAGAUGAGCUAAAACAACGGAUACUGGCAGUUUUGAAUGGGAAGGAUGCUGAUGGAGAAAGAGUCGGCAAUUUGGUUGUUCCUAGGCCGAAAGAACCGCUGGGUUCCCUUGCAGAAUCUGUCCCUUUGAAUUCCUUACCUCAUCCUGGUGCAUCGCAUUUUCACCAAAUGCCAGGUACAGGUAUGCCACCACGUGGUUCAAACGGUGGAAUGGGUCGAGGUCAAAGUUUUGGUCAUGGAAAUUACUGAACAGCUAUAUGAAGGAAAACGCCAUAACUAUAAUUAUUGUGAACGUACAUCGUAUGUUAUUAGUUUUAAGUCGGUUAUUAAUCUAGUAAUAAAGCCGGGAUUUUGUAUUUUGCAUGCUUGCGGUAUUACCUAAAUGCUUGGAAAGACUUACGAACUCAAUUUGCACAACACUUGAGAAUAAAAUCAAUUUUAGAAACUCUUAA
Messenger RNA from Folsomia candida, 1590 nucleotides. RefSeq lists its product as uncharacterized. The record is from RefSeq and is a predicted model, not a curated record. The transcript has 8 exons. Lineage: Eukaryota; Metazoa; Arthropoda; Collembola; Entomobryomorpha; Isotomidae. Bases 236 to 1387 code for a protein of 383 amino acids.